UUGCAAAUUUUGUUUGAAGGGGAUAUAUAUACCUUCGGAUUGUAUAUCCCCCAAAUUUGGAGGAUAUACAAUCCCAGCCCCCCCUGUUAUAUCAUAUCCCCUCGUCUGGGAUAUGAGUUAAAAAGUCCAAUAUGCCCUCGUCUAUCUUGUAUACACAGACUAGGGCUCAAAAAAUAUAUGCAGCUCAUAUACAUUCAGCAGAAGAGAAAAAGGCUCUGGUUUACAUCGUGUAGAUCUGCUAAAUUUUGUGACUGAUUUCUGUUGGCAAGACUUCAUUCCGGUAUGGAUGACACAACUGUUACUAGUGGAUGUCGAAAAAAGGGUAAGGGAAAGGCAACUGCUUCCUCAUCAAGAGGUCGUAGAGUGUGGAGUCCAAAAGAGUGUGAUGUGUUGAUUCGAGCCAUGAGGGAUCUGUUCAGUGAAAAAUGGAAGGCUGACAAUGGUCAGUUCAAGUGUGGAUUUUACUCUGAAUUGGAGAAGCUUAUCAUAUUGGCUUUUCCUGGAAUUGAUCUUCGUGCAUCCCCUCAUAUCGAGUCAAAGAUCAAAUUUUGGAGAAGACAAUACAAUUUGCUUACUGACAUGCUUCGCUUGAGUGGCUUUGGGUGGGAUGACUCUGAGAAGAUGAUUUUGGUCGACAGUGACCAAGUUUGGGAAAACUAUGUCAAGAGGGAUCCAGAUGCCAAGGGCAUGAGAAAUGUACCUUUUAUUUACUACGAGGACUGGGUAAUUCUCUUUGGCAAGGAUAGAGCCACUGAAGUCUUGGCUAAAGGACCUGCUGACAUGGUUGAUGCCUUAGAAAAAGAGGACCAAACUACCGAGGAGUGUUACACUCCAAUUGUUGAUCUGCCUGAUUGUUCCUUAUCAGCAUCUGGGACUCCAUGUAACCAAGGUGGCUUAGGCACAACUUCUAAGAAAAGAGCUAGGGAAGCUAAAGGUAUUGCAAAGGGACUUGUUGAUAUGGCUAUUGAGUUUGGUUCCUUCUUCAAGAAAACCAACACUACCAUGGAAGAAAUUACUCAUAGGAUUGGGUAUGCCCAAGACUUGUCUCAAGCUAGGAAGCUGGUUAAUGGGGAACUAGCCAAGUUGCGACUGAACACGAAUGACAGGUUGAGAGCAGCUACCCUUAUUGUGAAGGAUGCUGAAAGGGUUGAUUUGUUCUUUAGCUUGCCUGAAGAGAAAAAAUGGAAUGGGUAUGUUUGUUGUUGGCUGGGUGUGUUUAAGAGGGUGUUUGUUGUUGGUUAG
Molecule: messenger RNA, 1242 nt
Organism: Camellia sinensis
Lineage: Eukaryota; Viridiplantae; Streptophyta; Magnoliopsida; Ericales; Theaceae
Source: RefSeq, a predicted model, not a curated record